Molecule: messenger RNA, 1701 nt
Organism: Kazachstania africana CBS 2517
Lineage: Eukaryota; Fungi; Ascomycota; Saccharomycetes; Saccharomycetales; Saccharomycetaceae
Exons: 1
Coding region: 1-1701 (566 amino acids)
Biological process (GO): nitrite transport; transmembrane transport
Cellular component (GO): membrane
Molecular function (GO): high-affinity secondary active nitrite transmembrane transporter activity
Source: RefSeq, a predicted model, not a curated record
AUGGUCGACGAUUCAUACUACAUAACUCCACAUGAGGCAGCAUUAGCCGUUGUCGCAACGUCGAUGAAAAAAUCAAGACUCAAAAUUGAUACAUUGGUCGUGAAUUCGAUAUUGGGGGGUAUUCUAUUUAGCUCAGGUUCCUUACUCUAUUUGGCCAUACAUGCUGAAAAUCCACAAAUGGCGAUGAAUAACCCUGGGAUUCUGAAUUUCACAGGAGCUUGGACUUUUGUCAUUGGCUUAUUUUACGUGAUUAUAAUGGGUUGUGACCUAUUUAAUUCAAAUAUUUUAUAUUUUUCUGUGGGGCUAUUAAGAAAUGCAGUAACUAUUUAUGAUCUGCUGAUUUCUUGGUUCUUUAGUUGGAUAGGUAACAUUGCAGGAACUUUAUUUGUUUCGUAUCUAUUUAUGCAUGUCUCAGGAAUCUCCAGUUCUAGUGAUUGGAUAAAUGGUUCUAUCAAUAUUGUCAAUGAUAAACAGUCAUAUACAUUCAUGGAAACCUUUUUAAAAGCCAUUGCUGGUAAUUUUUUCGUUUGUUUAGCUGUAUACUUACAACUAUUAUCAAAACCCAUUCACGUCAAAUUAAUCGUCAUGUCUUUACCCAUCUUCACAUUCGUGUGUUGUGGAUUUACACACGUUGUCGCUGAUAUGCCAAUGAUGUUUAUUGGAAUGUUAAAUGGUGCAGAUUUAUCUGUUGGUAAAUAUAUCUGGAAAUUAUUGAUUCCUGCCAGUAUUGGCAAUAUCAUAGGUGGGUUUGCCUUUUCCGUCAUAUUACCUUAUUACUUACAUUUAAUUGUAGUGGAGCGUGAUAGACAAAGAUUAUCCUUACCUGAAUAUGAAGCAAGAGAUGAGCAGCCCGAACUGAACAUGGAUUCAAGAGUCGUUAGAGUUACCACCACAAAUUUAGACAAAAAUACCACCGAUCUUCAAGAUGAAAAUAAUACUUCAUAUGAUAAUAAAGAAAAUUUUAUUAGUGACGAUGAAGAUUCUUUAACUUCAAUAGACAGUGAAGAAAAUACGGGCACUAAUUCGUCAUUGAACCGCUUCAAUAGGAAUGAACAACCAAUACCUUAUAGGCCGACUAGAACGAGAACUAACGAUUUAGAGUUGUCUAAAACACAUAGAAACAAGUCGUACCAUAGUAUCAGAUCACCACCGGGCGUUUUCCCCGUUAUUGGCAUGGGUGAACCACUCACAAAAGAACGUACAAUCGAAAAUUCAACUACAAUGAUCAGUAACGAUCAUGGUUUGAAAAAAUUAUUCACUACUUCAAAUAGCAAUUCAAUUAAAAAUAUGGAGUUGAAAGAAGAAGUGAAUUAUUUCAACGAUGGUCAUUAUAAUGUUCUUAAUAAUAAACCGGGGACAAGACUUGAAAAAGCAAUUACAAAGAUGUUAUCGCAUUCGACUGAUAAAGCCACUCUACCCAUCACCACACAAGAUACAUUCCCAUUCAAUUCUCCGCAAAAUGCUAGAACCUAUAGUGAUAUUAAUGGAGACUAUGGUUUGGAUAAGAUGUCUUAUAAAGUUAAUUUUGAAAAUGCCCUAAGUAAAGCAGGAGUACCGUUAAACUUUGCAGCCAUGUCAGAUAAUAUUGCAGGCAUUGAUAAUUUGAACGCAAUGGAUUUAUCACGUAAACCUACUACACCUACUCAACACCAAGCAUACGAUUCAUCAAAUGAAUCAGAUAAUGAUAUAAAAAGUCAGUAA